This is a messenger RNA of Guillardia theta CCMP2712, 703 nucleotides long. RefSeq lists its product as hypothetical. The annotation marks the transcript as partial. The transcript has 5 exons. NCBI's taxonomy places the organism in Eukaryota, Cryptophyceae, Pyrenomonadales, Geminigeraceae. The record is from RefSeq and is a predicted model, not a curated record.
AUGACGAUGAUGGAGAUUAUCAUGAUGAUGAAAGUAUGCGAUCGUGGUGGAGGAGGUCCUCCGCUAAAUGAGUGCGAUGUUGUCAUGCCAGUGACGAAGCCAGUGGCUCAGGCUAGCAGGAACCCGAUCUUCUCUCCCAACGCAAGCUUCUCUUUCUUCUGCCCGUGGCAUCACAAGCAUCUCAAAUGGCAGGCCAAGGAUGUCUUCAACCCUGCCGCCCUCGUCCGCGACCACAAGGUUCACCUCCUGUUCCGCGCCGAAGAUUUCGAUGGGAUGCAUGCGGGGACUUCGAGGAUCGGGCUGGCCAGGAGCGAGGACGGGCUGCACUUCCCCGCAGAGGACACGCAUCCCUCGCCCGUCCUCUUCCCUGCGCCGGAGGAGGGAGACUGCUGCUUCAGGGUCGACUACCUCGAGGACACGUGCAAGGACAAGUGCCAAAGGGACACGGCGGCUGGGAUGGUGAAGGUGGGGGAGGGCAAGUACAGCAUGUCGCUCUACGAUGCUGAGGGAGGAUGCGAGGACCCGCGAGUCGUUCAAGAUGAGGAGGGAACUUACUUCAUGCUGUACACGUCGUACGAUGGGCAUGUCGCGCGCUUGUCGGUUGCAUCUUCCAACAAUCUCACCACGUGGACCAAACACGGACUUGCUUUCAAGCAAAGAAUUGGAUUCCUGUCGACACGAGCAACACCAUGUCGGGCCGAUG